GAGAUGUUUGAAAAUUUUCUCUUGUUUUUUAUUUUUUAUUUUUUGUGGUGAAUUUGGAAUAAAGACCAAAUCUCUUGCUCACAGUUGAAUAUGACAUUUAUGAGCAAUCUCAUGGAAUCAAAUCGCUCCAACAAUAAAAUUUCCCUUCAGUUUCCAAAAGAAAAAUAAAAUAAAAUUUAACUUGACGUUAGCUAAAAUCUUGGCAGUGGAAGAAUGGUUUAAUUAGGUCCUACUUAAAUGGGCUUAGUUGGGCCACAAAAUGGGUACGUUCUCUAGGCUGGCCCAGUCCAUGAGUACCCAUGAUAAACUAAUGCCUUUGUCUUUUACCACUAGUUUUUGAUAUAAUUACUAUUUUCACCUCCCGCCUUAUUAGAACCCCAUUGGUGGAUUGGAACACACCUCAGCUCGCGGCGACUGUCACUCUGUGUGUAGGGUUUCCGCUCUCGAAACUCUACUUUCUCUCUCUACUCCGUCUGUCUCUCUCUAGAAUCCAGGUUUGUAUUCUAUGGGCUGGUAAACUUUGGUCACACCAUGCAUGCGAUUAAGGGCGGUUGGGUUGGGCAAACGUUUGCCCUAGCUAAGCCUAAUGAUUCUGGAGGAAGGAAGUCAAGGAUUCGGCGUUCGAAAGAGGAGAGGAAAGCAAUGGUCGAGUCUUUUAUAAAGAAAUAUCAGGAAUCAAACAAUGGGAAUUUCCCAUCACUUAAUCUCACUCAUAAGGAAGUUGGUGGGUCGUUCUACACAGUGAGGGAAAUUGUCAGAGAUGUAAUCCAAGAAAACAGAGUGUUGGGUCCUGCCAAGUUAAUUCCAGAAGAGCAGAACACUGAUAAUUUCUUGGAACAAUAUCCAUUGGGAACAAUUUCCACUGAAUUUCAAGCUCGGUUGUCAUCGUCAAAUGAAAUGCAUAUUCUACCAUUUCAUCAUCAGAGUGCAAGUGAAAAUUUGGUUGUAAAUUCUAGUGCGCAGUCACGUGGACCUGGACAUCAGAGAUUUGAUGAUGGAAAAGUUAUUAAUGGGAGCAGUCAGGCAAUUGAAAAAGACGAAAACAAUGAUGAAACAGUAUUCAUAGAGUCGCAAGAUAGAAAAAGCUUGGACAUAGAGGGAAAUGUAGUAGAAGAACUAGAAGCUUCUAAAGCUAAAAUAACGCGUAUAGCGACAGAUGUAGUAGUAGAGACAUUUCCAUUAGAGCCUGUUUCUAAGAUAACUUGUGACUUGUAUGGACAAUCAAGUGAAUUGAAGGAGUUAAAUGAAACUUUGGAAGAAAAGGAAACUGAAAAGGUGAAACUAGAAGCAGAGAACGAUGAACUGGAAAGAAUGAACUUCCUGGCAGACUCUUCUGUUUUGGUGGAUGAGAAAGCUGAGGUGAAUCCUGCAGGUCCAUUAUUGGGAAGCAAUUCUGGUUUAGUGGAUGAGAAAGCAGUGGAAGAAGUUUCUGGUUUAGCGGAUGAGAAAGCAGUUGAAGAACUUGGGGGCCUGUCACUGGAAAGUUCAAAUGGCUCUUUAAUUGAAGAAAUUAUUGUGCUUGACGAAAAUGAUGGUGCCUCGGCUGCUGGAAGUAAGUCUAUGAAUGCUCCAAUCGUCAGCCAUGCCAAGGAUCUCAAUAGCACCGGUACCAGCAGUUCUUGUGGGCAGUCAAUUUCCAAAGAAUCAAUUGUGAUUAAAAACAACCCUGAUAUUCAACAUAGUGAGAGCUCCAAGGAAGGAAGCAACCCAACUUUAGACAGAAUUAAUCUUGAAUCAUGGGAAGGGACAUCCGAGAAAUCUGCCAGGCCAGAAACAAAUCCUCUUUUGGCAUUUUUUAAGUCGUUUGUUGCUGCAUUUGUGAAGUUUUGGUCCGAAUAAAGUCUAUUGUUAUAUUUCCUUAAAUUUAUGUUUUUGAUAGUGAAGAUGAGAGCUGAACCUGUUGAAGUAGUGUUUUUUGUCAUAUCAGAAAAUGUGGUUGCAUCAAUUUGAUUCUUAAUAUCUCCUCCCAUGUUCUUCUUCGAGCUAUGUACUCAUUCUUUAUAGAGAAAAAUAUUUGUGUGUGGAAUUUAUGUCACACUUGUGGGAUGGACUUUGUUUAA
Cornus florida is the source of this 2060-nucleotide messenger RNA. RefSeq lists its product as uncharacterized. NCBI's taxonomy places the organism in Eukaryota, Viridiplantae, Streptophyta, Magnoliopsida, Cornales, Cornaceae. The transcript has 5 exons. The record is from RefSeq and is a predicted model, not a curated record. The coding region runs from base 532 to 1839 and encodes 435 amino acids.